Messenger RNA from Phaedon cochleariae (mustard beetle), 2313 nucleotides. NCBI's taxonomy places the organism in Eukaryota, Metazoa, Arthropoda, Insecta, Coleoptera, Chrysomelidae. The record is from the annotation of a GenBank genome assembly.
AAAUGACAUUAGUAUACAUAAUGACAUAGUGAAGUGAUUGAAAACGGGGAAUUUUCAUGGUUUGGUGGGUUGAUUAGGUAUUAUCAAAUUACAGUCGAAUUCUCAACAAUUAUUCGGGGGGAAGGUUAUAAUCAAAUACCAGUGUAAACGCACGAGCUCAAGAAUUGGGAAAAUAUGGCACACAAACUGAUUCUACAGAACAUCGUUAACGAAAUCCUCAAGGAAUGUAAGAGAAUGAACAUAGAGCAUGUCGAUCAUCAAUUGUGUAACUUUUAUGUGGAUUUAUUGAUGCUGGAUCCGAACUGGGGUAUAUCCGACCAAAUAAUGAGAAUCAGAUCAGACGUCCAACAGUUCAUCCAUUACGUAGUAACACGUUUGAACAAUUCAGAACAUCCGGCAAUGAAGGCGCUAAUGAUCGAGUGUCACUUCGAAAGUCAGUUCGAUCAUUUGGAAGACAGCGCAAAAUUGCACAGAUUACAGAGCGGCGAGAAGCUGUAUUCGCUCAAACUGGCAAUUCUAGAGCCAGAUAACAAAAAUGACGUCGACUUUUUCUUCGAGCACUUGGCCAAAUAUAUAGCGCUGGCUUCGGGACUUGGUGAUCCAACCCAAAUUGCGGUGUACAAAGAGGUUGAGGUAGCAGUCAAGAGUGUUUUGACUAUAGAUGAAUUAAGUGAAUUCUGGUGUGAGCUAUAUACUGUGCGUAUGGAAAGACUUUCGCACUUGGUCAAACUGGUUUCUGGCAUAAGAUUAUAUAAUAAGGAUUGCAAAAGAGGUGGAGAGGGAGUACCUGAAUUACCCACGUUAUUAUUGAAAGCUAUAGAUGCUGUGAAGGAUAAAAUACAAGCGAUUCAUGACAAGAUCACUGAAGAAUGUUUGGAAGUUUUGACGGAUGUGAUCAAGAGCUGUUAUUAUCCCAGUAACACGAAAUACAGAGUGGUGUUAGCAGAACGUAUUCCAAAUUAUGCCGACAGUAGUGAUCUAGAGUAUUGCAAGGAUCUUCUUGUGCUAUACAAGAUUUAUCAAGAGAAACUGAGUAAAUUGGUCUCUGAGGUAGAUAGAAUCAAACAAGCUCAUGAGAAAAUUGAAACGGAAUAUAAUGAGAUCCUCUCAUUUUUGCAUGAGAAAGUCAUUCCAAACAUGCAUAUGAGAGCAUCUUUUAUUUUCCCAAUUUUUGAACACUUAUUCGAAGAAUGGUGUGAACUUCAGAACAGAACCGUAGUAUUGACAGAAUUGAAGCACACAUUUGAUAACCUGUAUGCUAUGAUGUCCUCCAUGAAUCUUGAAAAUAGAUUAAUCAAUAACUUCAAUCCAGACAAUCGAAGUUUUUGCGUUCGGAGUUUUAGUCCGCAAAAAUACAUGAGAACAGUCAAAGAUGGAAUAGUUCUAUUGAAGAAAGAGUAUAUCAGUUUUUGGGCUAAGAUGAAGAAAAGGUAUGAGUACGAAGGCCACUGUUGUUGGACUCUAGUAACUACAAAAGGAUUUUUAAUCAAAGGAAAUGACGAAUAUGGUAUCGUCAAGUAUAAAACUAAAUUUUAUACAUUCAAUUCACCAUAUGGACUGCUGAAUUUCAUCAGCGAUCCAGAAUAUUACAUUCAUCACGUUUUGGAUUUGGCACGAAAGAAAUGCGAGCUGAUUAUGUAUCUUCGAUUGAAAUCACCGUUGACUGAAUUACAAGAUAUUGAAAGAAUCGUUGAAGAAGAUAAAACAUAUGUUCAGGUGGGAAAUAUCGGUAUUCAGGCAGAUUCACACAGAGCUAAUAAAAUCGAAAUUGGAUAUGAAUCGAACAUUUGGAGACACAAAGAGAGAGCAUUGAAAAUGGCGGUCCUGUUGAAUUGCAAGACAUCUUCCACUCAAACUGGAAAUUCAUACAAUAUAGUACCGAAAGACACGCAGACAUGGCUUCUUAAAGAAAAUAACACACAAACCAUGUCUGACAAUCAUUCAAAUACUCCUGUUCCGAUGCAAUUCUUCAACGGGCUCAGAGGCAGAAAGGAUGAUAAGCAAGUUCAAAUGGAUUUUACUAGUGAUACAUUCAUGUCAAUAUGCUGAAUGCCCCAAAUAUUCGAGGGUUCAUUUGCGUUCAGAAACUGAACAGAUUAACCGUUCGAGUAAGAUAGUUCUAAUAUUUGUAACACAGCGCGAGAAUUCAAUGGUUUUGAAUGGUUUCUCCUGUUUUUCUCACGCAAACAACCAUCGAUUCAUCAGGCUUCAUCGUGGUGUCUCCUAUGCUCAUUUUAUCGCUGUACAUACACAAAUCUCAUAUUUUGAGGAAUUGAUUACUAGGGUGCAACUUUAUUGAACUCCAAAAUAUGA